CGUGCCACCGGCACUCCAAGCCCCAGCCCGGCUCUGGUUUCGCGAGGAUCUGCUCCAGAAUCCGCCCCCAGAAGCGGGAGCGAUCUGGAGCCAUGUGGCAGGUCAGUGCCCGCUCCCUGUGCCGGGCCAGCUGCCGCGCCUGGCAGAGGCGGCUGCUCUGGCCCGGCCCCGUGUGGAGCCCCGGGACAGCGCCCGCCCAGGGACUCUCCUCCAUGGCCCCCUCCAUCCGCCUGUCGCCCGCCGGCCGCAGCCUCUUCGAUGAGCCGCUGGCCAUCGCCGUGCAGGGCCUCGGCCCGCGGCAGCAGGUCACUCUGCGGACGUCCUUGCGGGACGAGACCGGAGAGCUCUUCCAGGCCAGCGCCCACUACCAGGCGGGCGACGACGGGGAGCUGGACCUCGCCCGCUCUCCUGCGCUGCCGGGAGGCAGCUUCUCCGGCCUGGAGCCCAUGGGGCUGCUCUGGGCUUUGCAGCCCCAGAAGCCUUUCUGGCGGCUGGUGAAGCGGGACGUGCAGAGCCCCUUCCUCCUGCAGCUGGAGGUGUUUGAGGGCCACGGGGAGCGCCCCGGGCGGCUCCUGGCCCAGGCGCAGCACGAGCGGGCGUUCCUGCGGGACGGGGUGCGGAGAGUCCCAGUGCGAGAAGGGAGAAUCCGGGCUACGCUUUUCCUGCCCCCCGGAAGUGGCCCCUUUCCAGGAAUUAUUGACUUGUAUGGAGCUGGAGGAGGACUCCCUGAAUACAGGGCAUGCUUGCUGGCCAACCAUGGCUUUGCUGUGCUGGCUCUGGCUUUCUACAGCUAUGAAGAUCUCCCCAAAGCGAUGAAGGAAUUCCACCUGGAAUAUUUUGAAGAAGCUGUAAACUAUAUGUUACACCACACCCAGGUUAAAGGUCCAGGAAUUGGUUUGCUUGGACACUCGAAGGGGGGUGACCUGUGCGUCUCCAUGGCCUCCUUCCUAAAGGGCAUCACAGCCACUGCCCUUAUCAAUGGCUCAGUGGCAAAUGUGGGUGCGGUGCUCCGCUACAAGGACAUCACCAUUCCACCCCUUGGUAUCAAUCCAAAACGCAUCAAGGUCGGAAAGUCUGGCAUUGCUGAUAUUAUUGAUGUAUUGAACAGCCCGCUAGAAGGGCCUGACCAGCAAAGCUUUAUCCCUUUGGAGAAGGCUGAGUGUUGCUUCUUGUUCAUUGUUGGACAGGAUGAUCACAACUGGAAAAGUGAAUUCUUUGCAGUUGAGGGGAGCAAGCGUUUGCAAGCUCAUGGGAAGGAAAAGCCUGAGAUAGUCUGUUAUCCUGGAGCAGGACACUACAUUGAACCUCCCUUUUUCCCAAUGUGUGCAGCCUCAAUGCACCUGCUAUUUGGCAAGCCUGUGAUGUGGGGAGGAGAGCCCAAGGCACACUGUGAGGCACAGAUAGAUGCUUGGCAGCAAAUCCAAGCUUUCUUUCAUAAACACCUCACAGGCAAGCCAUCUGGAACAUGCAGUAAGCUCUGAUAUGAAUUAGGUUACUUUACACAUGAAGAUGCUGGUUUUGUUAAAUGUUUUGUUAAAUUGUUUUGUUAAAUGGCUCAGAAUAAGAACAAGGAACAUCAGAGAAUAAGCUAUUAGGUUUCUUGGAGGAUGAUGGUUGGUGAAAGCAAGAAACCAGCUUCCUUUUUACACCUUCCUCUAAUCUUGGUUAGAGGCCUUGGCCUCCUGUUUUAUGUAGUACAGGGUUAUAAGCUGUGGAAAACAAAUGGUGGUAAGGCUGUGUGCUUUGAGUGUGAAUUGAAGUGGUAGGUUCUCAUCCAAGCUGAGAACCGGGAUGAAAACAUGCCUUGGCCUUCUCAGAGGAGAUGUAUGCCCAGCUUUGUGUUCUAGUUCCAGUAUUCCAGUUUUUCUGGAGGCAGUAAUCUGCCUUCAGUAAUCUUUCUGUUCUCCCUGUGUACUUCUCCCUCCUUUGUUGUUCCUUGCCCUUCUCUCAAACCACUAAAAUGCAUCUGCCUUAAAAAUAUCUAAUAUUUCACUUAUCAAAAGCAGUACUACUGUGCCAGCACCCUCAGGUAACACUUCACAUUUAUAGGCAACAAACCAGCCCAUAGCUUGAUGUGAUGUUUUGAGAGCAUGCAGUAGAAAUGAGACUUUAAACAGUCUGUGAAAGUUCGUAAGCAUGAAGAAACAACAGAACAGGUCCUGUUAGUUGUCAUUCUGGAGUCGCUCCCGGGCGUCUCGUCAGCACGGCUGGGUAUCGCUGUGGAGAUCUGCAGCACUGUCGGAGCUCCUUGCCUGUACAUUCCCCAAAUACCGUCUCAGCUGCCUGCUCCUAAGGGCUGCUGAGAACAGCCCGGCGGCGGCUCCGUGAGGCGGCCUGGAAGGGGCCUGAGGCGGCCUCUGCUGUUGCCUGUGCGUCAGGCCCGUUUGUGCGUUUUGUAUCCACCGUACUUGUAAUGGAUUAAAGUGAAACUUUAACCGCU
This is a messenger RNA of Serinus canaria (Common canary), 2440 nucleotides long. Its product is annotated as acyl-coenzyme A thioesterase 1-like. Gene Ontology annotation, molecular function: fatty acyl-CoA hydrolase activity. Lineage: Eukaryota; Metazoa; Chordata; Aves; Passeriformes; Fringillidae. The record is from RefSeq and is a predicted model, not a curated record. The transcript is spliced from 3 exons. Gene Ontology annotation, biological process: fatty acid metabolic process; acyl-CoA metabolic process. The coding region runs from base 93 to 1481 and encodes 462 amino acids.